Molecule: messenger RNA, 2677 nt
Organism: Falco peregrinus (peregrine falcon)
Lineage: Eukaryota; Metazoa; Chordata; Aves; Falconiformes; Falconidae
Gene: WASHC1
Product: WASH complex subunit 1
Exons: 11
Coding region: 617-2047 (476 amino acids)
Biological process (GO): exocytosis; endocytic recycling; Arp2/3 complex-mediated actin nucleation
Cellular component (GO): early endosome; recycling endosome; WASH complex
Molecular function (GO): gamma-tubulin binding; actin binding; alpha-tubulin binding
Source: RefSeq, a predicted model, not a curated record
CACAACAGCCACAUCCCAUUUACAGAGUGUCUUUCCUAGCCUGCUGUGGUAGGAUCAGAAAGGACAAAUUUGGAGGGGGUGGAUGGUGUUUCUUAAAUGUACGGGAGUGGCUGCAGGCAAGUCUAAUCUGAUAUCUUUUCUAUUUGUGAGGCAAGACAGGGAAUUUAAAGAAUGAAGUCCCCUCUAACUUUCACCCAUUAAGCUGCUGUUUUAUGCUGUGACUAUCUCUUCAGGCUCUUGUUUUGUGAAUUUCCCCAGUAUGGGCUGUGUUUCUAUGUUAUUCUCAGCCUGCUCUGCUGUACAGGCUGGAAUACAAGUUUGCACAUAGCAGGGCUUCCUGGGCUAGGCUCCUGCAGACCUCCAAGUACCAUGGAGGGAAUGUGUUGUGUCCUGAGAUAUCUCUGUCUGUUUCCAAUACCUUAUUUUUUGAUCCUCCUUUGUUUUGCUUCUCUUCAGCUUAAUGAAUAUUUUCUUAUACAGAUCUACAGUGCUCUGUGUGAUGAAACCCUGUAAUGAGCAGCUGCAGAGUGUGGCUUUUUACAGUCUGAAUGAACAAGACACUCAGAAAACAAGUUUGAAGGGAGUUGUGUAGGCCUACCAGCAGAGUUUGGGCACAAUGGCUACAGUAGCCCAGAAGCAUUUUUUGGAAGGGCAGAUGUAUUCAGUCCCCCUGAUCCAACCGGACUUACGCAGGGAGGAGGCUGUUCAGCAGGUGGCGGAUGCACUUCAGUAUCUGCAAAAGGUGUCGGGCGAUAUCUUCAACAGGAUCUCUCAGCGGGUGGAGGCCAGCCGGACACAGCUUCAGGCGAUCAGUGAGAGAGUCACACUUGCCCAAGCGAAGAUUGAGAAGAUAAAGGGCAGCAAGAAGGCUAUUAAGGUAUUUUCCAGUGCCAAGUAUCCAGCCCCUGAACGGCUACAGGAGUACAGUUCAAUUUUUGCUGGUGCAGAAGACCCAGCUAAACAGAAAUGGCCAAGGCACAAGAUUCAGAGCAAACACCGAAUGCUGGAUGAAAAAGCUCUGCAGGAGAAGCUCAAGUACUUCCCUGUGUGCGUGAGCACAAAAGUUCACCAGGAGGAUGACGCAGAAGAAGGCCUUGGCAGCCUCCCCAGGAACAUCAGCUCCCUCAGCUCCCUACUGCUCUUCAACACCACUGAGAACCUGUACAAGAAGUAUGUUUUCCUGGAUCCUCUGGCUGGAGCAGUGACCAAAACCCAUGUUGCUCUGGAAACAGAGACAGAAGAGAAGCUCUUUGAUGCUCCUCUUUCCAUCACCAAAAGGGGACAGCUGGACCGACAGGUAGCUGAAAAUUACUUCUACGUGCCAGAUCUGGGCCAGGUCCCCGAGAUUGAUGUGCCAUCCUACCUGCCAGACCUACCUGGCAUUGCUGCAGAUCUCAUGUACAGUGCUGAUCUGGGCCCCGGCAUCGCACCGUCUGCCCCUAGCAGUGCUAUUCCAGAGCUGCCCACUUUCAACACUGAGUUGGCGGAGCCUUUGCAACCAGACCUUCAAGAUGCUGAGCUACUGCCCCCUCCUCCACCACCACCUCCACCACCGCCUCCUGUUAUGCCAACCACUGUGCCGCCACCACCGCCCCUGCCCCAGCCCACAGCCCUCUCUGAGCCAGCCCAGACAGCAAGCGAGGACAGCAGCAGUGCAGUGCCUGCAGCUUCAGUCCAGGGAGCCCCGAAGGAGGUUGUGAACCCCUCUACUGGGCGUGCCAGUCUCCUGGAGUCUAUCCGCCAGGCUGGUGGCAUUGGCAAGGCCAACCUCCGCAGUGUCAAGGAGAGGAAGCUGGAGAAGAAGAAGCAGAAGGAACAAGAACAAGUGAGAGCUACAGGACAAGGUGGAGAUUUGAUGUCAGACCUCUUCAACAAACUGGUGCUGAGGCGUAAAGGUAUUUCAGGAAAAGGGCCAGGAGCCUCUGGAAAUCCUGAUGCUCCUGGAAGUCCAGCUGGUGCCUUUGCUCGUAUGUCAGACUCAAUACCACCCCUCCCACCCCCACAGCAGCCCGCGGGUGAGGAGGAUGAGGAUGACUGGGAGUCAUAGAGAGGUCAGUUGAGCAUCAGUGUAAAUCCCAGGGCUCUUGAAAUAAGCACCUUUGAGAGACACCAGCCUGCGGCAGUACCCUUGAGAGGGUGGGUACUGGCGUGGCAUGGGGAUCCUGUAGUUUCUUUUUGAAGAGAAGCAGGAACAACAGGAGCCAACUGCUGCUGAAGUUCUCGUUACCAAUGAGGGUUUCUGUUCUGCUCUGUGCUGUUCGCCACCCUAAAUGCUACUGCAUUCCACCUCAAAUACUGCUGUGGCUCAUGCUGGUGCAAUAAAUCCUGCCUCAGCUGGCAGGCAGUGGGGCAGCCUGUGCUUCAGAGGAUCAGAACUAGCAUUGCUCCUGAUUUAAAGGGCCCUCAGUUUUUCCUAUGUGACUGGUGAUGACUGCAAAAGCAUCUCUUGCAGGCAAACAGCCCUUGCCCGAUUUGUCUCCGUGCUUGCUGAAGCUCCUGUUUGCUUGGUUGUUGCUAGAAGAGAGAACGUGUGUGUGUGUGUGUGUGUCCCCGUCCCUUCACAGAGGUCUAAUUCCUGGUGCCUCUGCACUCAAUGGUUUCUUUCUCUACCUGGCUUAUGGUAAUUCUUUGCCUGUUGCUGUCAGAAAAAUUUCAAUAAAGUUGAAGGAAGCAGGUC